AUGGAGAUACAUGUUAUAUUCUCUAAAUCAGUCGUUGCCGUGUCAAACGGGACAGUGAUCAGGCUGAAGCACAGUGAUGGUGGUUAUCCCUACAAUCAUACUCUUGCUCAUAUUCUUGUCGAAUACGUGUCUGCAGUGUACACGUCUGACUUAACAUCACUUUUCUUAUGGACCUGUCCAAGGUGCAAAGGCCACACAAAGGGUUUUGAGGUGAUAGAGAUCAUAGUAGAUGUGGAGAACUGCUUACAGGCAUUUGUUGGAGUUGCGCCUGACCCUCGAUCCAUAAUCAUUGCAUUUAGAGGCACUCAACAGCACAGUGUCUCAAAUUGGAUCAAAGAUCUUUUCUGGAAGCAGCUUGAUGUGACAUACCCAGGCAUGCCGGAUGCUAUGGUACAUCAUGGGUUUUAUACUGCAUAUUAUAAUACCACUAUGCGAUAUGAUAUCCUGAAGUCUAUUAAAUGGGCAAGAAAAACAUAUGGAAAUCUACCCAUAAAUGUUGUGGGACAUUCCAUGGGAGGGGCUUUAGCUUCGUUUUGUGCCCUUGACCUAUCUGUUACAUUUGGAUCAAAGGAGGUUGAGCUCAUGACUUUUGGACAGCCUCGGAUAUACUUUGGUGAACUAGUCCCAAGAACAAUCCGUGUGACCCAUCAGAAUGAUAUUGUGCCGCAUUUACCACCGUAUUAUUAUUACCUAGGUGAAUGGACAUACCACCACUUUGCUAGAGAGGUUUGGCUUCAUGAGAGCAUAGAUGGAAAUGUAGUUACCAGAAAUGAGACGGUCGGUCUAUGGGAUGAGCGUAGCAGAUCAUCUUGA
Messenger RNA from Miscanthus lutarioriparius, 813 nucleotides. The record is from the annotation of a GenBank genome assembly. Lineage: Eukaryota; Viridiplantae; Streptophyta; Magnoliopsida; Poales; Poaceae.